This is a messenger RNA of Hyaloscypha bicolor E, 792 nucleotides long. RefSeq lists its product as uncharacterized. The transcript is spliced from 3 exons. The record is from RefSeq and is a predicted model, not a curated record. NCBI's taxonomy places the organism in Eukaryota, Fungi, Ascomycota, Leotiomycetes, Helotiales, Hyaloscyphaceae. The coding region runs from base 127 to 600 and encodes 157 amino acids.
AUCACCACCACCCCUUCCACCAACUCACUCUACAUCAAACUUUCACACACGAACCGACCGAACGGACUUUACGAAAGCAACGAACACAUCAUUACACGGGAAAAGGGACAGGAAUACACAGCAAAAAUGGGCCUCCUCCACGGCGCCGAAAUGACCGCCUCCUACAUCCUGCACUCGGUCUUCCGCCUCGUCCAGAUGAUCAUGGCGCUCGCCGUCUGCGGCCUGUACGGCGUGGACCUGAACAAAGCGAACAGGGAGCACAAGUACAGCGAUGGGAAAUGGGUCUACGCAGAAGUCACCGCGUCAUUGAGCGCCUUCUCCGCCCUGCUCUACCUCAUCCCCUUCAUGUCGCGCGUCCCGUUCGCGUGGGUGGUUGACACGGCCCUGUUCAUCCUCUGGAUCGCGCUGUUUGGGCUGUUUGGGAACAUGUAUAUCAAGGAAAAAGCCGAAGGGGACAGUGGGGUGCAGAGGAUGAAGAAUGCGGUCUGGGUUGAUCUGGUGAAUGCACUGUUGUGGUUGAUUAGUGCGAUCGGGAUGGUGGUAUUCUGGGUGAAGCACAAGAACAACAGAUCGAGGUGGACCGGACGGGCUCAGGUAUAAACACAUUGCGCGAACGAGAUACUCGAGUCGGGUGGCGUGGCAAGAAGAGAGGCGAGGAGAAGAAUUAGCGGUGGCAGAAGACGAGGAGACGAGCGUGAUAUGAUACAUGAUACCCGAAAGCAGCAGAUGGGGAGAGGAGAGCAUCGGAGCGUUGCGGCAGACUUAAGAUGAGGUUGCGGAGAGCGAGUAUAC